Messenger RNA from Thunnus maccoyii (southern bluefin tuna), 4396 nucleotides. RefSeq names its product lysosome membrane protein 2-like. Gene Ontology annotation, biological process: receptor-mediated endocytosis; protein targeting to lysosome. Gene Ontology annotation, cellular component: lysosome; cytoplasm; membrane. Gene Ontology annotation, molecular function: scavenger receptor activity. The transcript is spliced from 13 exons. Bases 425 to 1984 code for a protein of 519 amino acids. The record is from RefSeq and is a predicted model, not a curated record. NCBI's taxonomy places the organism in Eukaryota, Metazoa, Chordata, Actinopteri, Scombriformes, Scombridae.
UGGGAGGGGCUUCACAGCCCGCUACAAAUACUUCGUUGCACGUUACUAUUGUAGAUUUAACGUAUAUCGCUUUCGACGUCCUCGUAACUGUCAAAGUUAACUGCUUAUCAUUAACUAGAAGUAAACAGACGUCCCGGCAGCUCUUUUGUAACUUAGCAACUUUAGUAACUAGUGAGGACGAACUAAACAUCCCUUCGCCGUUAGUUGAGUUGCACGUCUACAACCCUGAAGAAAGUUCUUCCACUUUUGAACGACACAAAGAGAGAGCAGCGGGGAAGGAGAAGACGGGGGGAGCAGCUCUCAUUAUACAGCCGGUGAACGGCUAGAAAAUCCCGUUAGGAGUUGUGUUUUUUUUCAUUAUUUUUUUAGGCUGAAAUUAACGUCUCCAUCCAUCUUCCUCCGUGAGUCUCCUGCACCUGCAGUCAUGACAAGAAGAUCCUGCGCGAUAUAUGCGGUCGGGGUCACCUGUGCCGCCCUGCUGAUAGUUGGGAUUGGCUUAGUUUUGGGUCAAGUUUUUACCACGUUAAUGCACAACCGCCUCAAAAAGGAGCUUGUUUUGGUUGAGGGCAGCCGCGUGUUUGAGUCCUGGAAGAGGCCCCCUCCUCCUGUCUACAUGCAGUAUUUCUUCUUCAAUAUGACCAACGUGAAUGAGUUCCUUCGAGGGGCCAAGCCACAGGUCAACCAGAUUGGACCCUACACAUAUAGGGAGUACAGGUAUAAGGACAAUGUGAGCAUGGUGGAAAAUGGAACAAGGGUGUCUGCAUACAACACAAAAAGCUUUGUGUUCCUGAGGGAGAAGUCUGUCGGUGACCCAGCUGUUGACAACAUCACCACUGUCAACAUCCCUGCUUGGGCCGUAAUGACUAAGGUGAAAGGGAGUUUCUGGAAGUCCUCCUUGGUGUCCCUCACGAUGAACUCUGUUGGGAGCGGCCUCUUCACUACUCGCACUGUGGAUGAGUUGCUGUGGGGCUACGAAGACCCCCUGCUGCGAUCCGUUGCCUCCACCAAUCCUGAAGUGGAGACGACCUUUGGUCUCAUGUACAAGAAAAAUGGAAGUAACGAUGGGGAAUUUAUCUACCACACUGGUGAGCAGAACUACAUGGAUUAUGGCCGGGUCGAAACGUGGAAAGGUCAAAGGCAGCUGGACUUCUGGACGACCAACCAGAGCAACAGCAUCAAUGGAUCAGAUGGAAGUGCUUUCCAUCCCCUGCUGAACAAGAAUGAGCGCAUUUACAUAUUCACUCCAGACCUCUGCAGGUCGAUCUACAUGGAGUUUGAGAAAGACGUAGAAGUGAAAGGAAUCCCAGCCUACCGCUUCACACCACCACGCUCUGUUCUGGCCAGCAAAGAGGAGAACCCAGCCAAUGAGGGCUUCUGCGUCACCCCACAGGAGUGCCUGGGAACUGGCCUUCUUAAAGUCAGCCCCUGUCGGAAAGGUGCCCCAGUGGUGGCCUCCUUUCCUCAUUUCUACCUGGGAGAUGCUAAAUAUGCAGCUGCCAUAGGACUGUCCCCUCAAAGAAAGCAUCACCAAACUUUCCUAGACCUCAACCCGACCACUGGAGUGAUUGUACGUGCAAGCAAGAGAGCACAGAUUAAUGUCUUGCUCAGUAGAGUCUCUGGAUUCCCGUCAACAAGAGGCUUGAAUGAGACAGUCUUUCCUGUCAUGUUUCUCAAUGAGAGUGUGGUGAUUGAUGAUGUGUCUGCAGCAAAAAUUCAGAAGCUGCUGCUGAUCGUCACCAUUGUGUCCAACUUCCCGCUCAUUAUUGUGGGACUUGGUGGCAUUAUGCUCCUCAUCUUUAUCAUUCUCCUCAUCCGUGCCCGCAAACAGAAGAAUGAAGUAAAGCGCAUUGUGUUUACCAAGCCUGUCUAUGCUACCACUGCUGAAGAUGACACUUCUUACUCUCCAGUCAGCGACAAGGAAAAGGACGAUCCCCAAAAUGGAACCUAUAUUGGUUUGACACCUAAAUCCGACCCACAAGCUUGAAGAGAAGGGAGGAAAGGGACAGGAAGGGGCUUUGUACAUCGACAACCCUUUGAAUUACAAAUAGGGAUUUGGGUUUUCAGGAGAAAAAGAUCCAUCAUAGAAAAUUGUUAAUAUCCCCGUUAUAAUUGGAAAUCUGUUUGUUUUAAUGUUUUACCCCGGGGGAGGUUUGCGUAGGGGCAGAGGGGAGGAAAUAGUUUUUGGUCUCAAAUAUAGUGUAUUGUAUUAUUUUGUUUUUGUCAUUAAGAGCUACCCAAAGUCCAAGUCUAUCACGCUGGAUUGACCGGAAAAGUUUGACAUUCAUUUGAAAACCUUGCGUGUUUCAAGGGCUGUUUGGCUCUAAUCGGAUUCAAUCAAAUUUUCAAAUCAAACAGGCUGCAGUUCUCUAAUGACUAGAGAUGGAGAGCACACGUUCUGGUGGUCCUAAACAAAACACCCUGAUAACUCAAAGAGGUUUGGGAUAAUUUUAUUUUUAUGCUGUGGCCCCACCUCUCGCUCUGUUCGGCUAGAUUAGAUUCUGACCUCUUUUUGAACUCAGUGCUUUCAGAUAACAGCGACUGACUACUAUAUAUCAGGGCGUAGAGGGUGAUUUGGGACCAGGGUAAUGAAGUUUUUUAGACAUCAUACAUCACUCUCAGGGGGGCCUCUGUUUAGAUAUUAUCAAACAUUAUUAUCGCAGCAGAGAAAAGCAACAUUUACAGCAAGUCUUCUGUUUUUGAAGACAUUUAAAUCUGUUCAGUAUUAUUAUGUUUCAUUUACAUUUCAACCUAAACUAAAUGUUACAAAACAUUUUCAUGGCUCAUUAUUUUUCAAUCCAUGCACUGUAUUUUAGAGGGAGGCCUGUGCACAUCAUUGAAAAAUCUUUAGAGUAUGGCAUAUUUUUGUAUAGAUAUGUUGAACUGCUUACAUUCCUCUCAAUGUAUGACGGGGGUGAAUAUCUGACAUAACGCUGUAUAUUUUGGAGACCUUAUUUUUUGUAAAAUAAGAGGUCCUCACCAUUUUUUUUGUGAAUGUUCAUGUUGAAAUGUUCGAAUGAAGAACAUUUUUAGUUCCCAAAUGUGCCAUAAUGAGCUACGCUUUUUUCAGCCAUCUACAUUUAGCCCUGAAUAUGACAGGACUUGACAGUUUAACAUUGAUUCAUACUUUAUUGACUUUUUGUGUUGACAGUAUUUUUGCACUGUGUAAUAGCUUAUCCUAACUGACAUUCAACAUUUAUUUCAGCUUAUUAUCAAAUCAAAAUGUGCUCUGGCAUAGAAUCAAAUCAGUUCUUGGAUUUGCUGUUCGUUUUUUUACAUCAUAGUAGAGUUUUGAUGUUGUUGAAGGCCUUUCUAGUAUUGUUGGUGCUGACACACAGUAAGGCUUUUGUUUUUCAAUUUAUCUGAACUGCUUGUGAAAGACUUUCAGAGAUUGUAUGUCAGGGGUCCAACCAGUGCAACUCAAAACCCAUGAUGGUUCAAUCCUAAGAAAUGCUGUAGUUGAGCCUUUAAAUGAAUCAAUGUUACUGGAUUUUUUUAAAGUAUUGUAUAUGUUUCACGUAUUUUGUGAAAAGAACGCCAUGUCAUACCACCAAAUCUACUCUUAAGUGGAUACCUUUUUUUUUUUUCUACAGCUACCAAACAAAAACUGAGCAUGAAACACGUUGAGGUUGAUAGUUUUUGUAUAGCCGGCAGGGUCAAACUGCACUGUGAAGAAGCUCUGCUGAAUGAUCGAUUUUUUUUUUGUACGGGGCUACAGCUUUCUCACUCAAGGCUGUUUAAAAUAUUACAUUUCAGGUGUCAUAGCAGCAUGUGUCUCUAUAGACUCAUUUACUGUGAUGUAGAAUUUGCUGCAGAAUAACUAAAAUCGAACACUGUUGAGCCCGGCUUUUUUCUGCUGUUAUUCAUAGUUUUAACAUUUUAAGGGUGACUCAGUUACUUCAUACCACCUCUUUGUUACAUUCACUGUUGCAUUGAAUAUAUCAGAAAUUUAUGGAGAGGUUGUUUCAUUUAGAGAUUUUUUGCUUCCUCAUUUGAUUUGUGUUUGAUGUAUACUUUAAUUCAAUUAUUAAAAAAGUAAUUAAAAUAGUGAAGAUUCAUGGAGAGUGCAUCAUGUAGUCUUAUAAAUUUGUGAGAGGGUGAAUGAAUGGAUAAAUCAAUAAUUGUUUUGAUGCAAAAAAACAACACAGUAUUACACAAUAUUAUAUUAGUGUAGAGGUUAAAGAGGAUAAAUUAUUUUGUUGUUGAUAAAACCAAAACACGGAGAGCACCAUAUGGACUUUACACUGGGCUGCGUUGUGCCAUACUUUGAUUACAGAUUGUACUUUCUAAAAUUAUCAUUAUUGCUAUAACCACAUAUUCUUCUAAUUGUCACUUGUUUUGAAUGUUGACUGUUAAUGUUGUUUUUACUGUGUACACAAAAAUAAAAUUAGUUUCAGUA